AUGGCUGAAUUUCACUUUGAUGAAAUAACCAAGGUCAUUGGUAUCGAUGACAAGAGAUAUGAGAAGGUUUCGCGCAUUGAAGCCCAAUCUGAAGAUGAGGACGUGUAUCUGGAACUAGACGUGCAUAGACAGCUGUAUAGUAUGCUCCAGGGGGAGAAAUAUAGGAUGGUGAUAUCGCAUACUCUCAAUUCAGACGGUUCAGCUGUUACUGGCUACAUUUCUGAGGGCAAACAGAAAUCACUUGCGGACAAAUUUGAGUAUGUCAUGCAUGGACUGCUAUAUAAGAUGUCAGAAGAUAAAGAAAAGCAAAAUGAUGGAAGCAACACUGUUAAAGUGGUGGUAUAUAUUUCUUUUGGAGGGCUUCAGCUGAUGCUGAAAGGUGAUCCCUUGAAAAUGUACAAGUUCAGACUUGAUCAAAGGUUGUUUCUUCUCUUGAGGAAGAUUUGA
Molecule: messenger RNA, 447 nt
Organism: Fraxinus pennsylvanica
Lineage: Eukaryota; Viridiplantae; Streptophyta; Magnoliopsida; Lamiales; Oleaceae
Source: the annotation of a GenBank genome assembly